AAAAGGCAUCUGUGCAUGCAUCUUCUCUCCUCUACCUACAUGCGCUAAUCCGCUGUGCCGCAUUGGACUGCAUUAUUAUGAAGACGAAUAAUGCUGGCAUAACGACAUCUUGGACGCCCCCGUAGCCACAAGGAGGAGGACUCGGCAAGACCGUUGGUUCUAAAUCACCAUACGCACCCGACAGGGAGCACAGCAUACUCGCACUGUACACGUACGCCGACGGUACCUAGUGGGGCAUUGGUCAGAACGGCACAUCGAGGACUGCGGGCGGCCAUAGCAGCCAUAUGGCCCGCAAGGCGAGGCAGAGAAUCAGCUACGUCCUUCCUCUCGCCAAUGCAGCUGGAGGACAUAGACUGGGAGUCAACGGGUUGGCCGUAGACAGCAGCAAGUCUCUUCUAUACUCUGGAGGCCGAGACGGUGUCAUAUGCGCCUGGGACCUCAAUCUCGAUUUGAGCAAAAAAGUCACUCCGCCCGAAUACGAUGCAAAGCUCCCCCCAUCCGAACCGACAACCUUCCGCCAACAGGUCCAGGCGCAUACCCACUGGAUCAACGACAUCGCCCUAGCCCACUCGAAUCAGGCUCUGGUAUCUGCUUCCUCAGACACGACAGUCAAAGUAUGGCGACCGGCAGCGCAAGAUGCGAUACCUCCGCAAACGAUUGGCCUGCAUAGCGACUAUGUCAAGACGUUGGCUGUGCCAAAUCCGACUUGCGAUUGGGUCGCUAGUGGAGGCUUAGAUCGAUACAUCAACGUGUGGGAUCUGAAUGGCGGCGGCGAGAAGCUUAAGAUCAAUGUGGCAGAGGACGAAGUGAGCAGUCUUCUCAGCAAAGAAAAGGGCAGUGUGUAUGCACUGGCAGCCACGAACUCGGUUCUUGCCAGCGGUGGACCGGAGAGCACAGUUCGAGUAUGGGACUGCAGGACGGGCAAGCGUGUGACCAAGUUGGUAGGACAUACGGACAACAUUCGGGAUAUUCUGGUUAGUCAAGAUGGCACUACCAUCAUGACCGCGAGCAGCGAUCGCACCGUCAAAGUCUGGAGCACUAUUGCUGGACGAUGCAUGUUCACUCUGACUAUGCAUGAUGCCAGUGUCUGGUCACUCUUCUCUUCCGAUCCGGAUCUAUCUGUCUUCUAUUCGAGCGACAAGAACGGGUUGGUGGCAAAGACUGAUACACGAGAUAAGAUCGAGCUGGACGAGGGGAUUUCCGUGGCACUCUUCCAGGAGCACGAAGGCGUCCACAAGGUGAUCGCUGCGGCAGAUCACUUGUGGACGGCGACCAGUCGGCCGAGCAUCAACAGGUGGCGAGACAUCAACACAGCUUAUGCGGAGAUCGAGGUUCCCGAAAAUUUCCACCCUCCUAGACACGGUUCUGUGAGCAUGUCAAAAUCGAGAUAUCCGAGCCCACCGCUCGUGAGAGAGCAGCAGCAGGCACCUAUCAUAACGCAUCGACCUUCCACAUCGAAACGCAGGAUUCCGCUCAAGCAUGCACUUCGGUUGAGCAAUACUGCAUACUUCCCUACUCCCAUUCAGGUCCUGGACGAGUCGCAUUCACCUGGCCAACGAAGAGGUACACUAGACGCCGCGACGACAGCAGAAAGCAUAGACAUGCAGCCCGUUCGUGCUCAGCCAGAGUUGUCGAUUGAAGGACAGAAUGGGUUGAUUAAGCACGUCAUGCUCAAUGAUCGGAAGAGAGUGCUGACACUGGACACCGCUGGAGAAGUUGUCAUGUGGGACUUGCUGAAGUGCGUACCUAUACGCUCCUUUGGCAAGCGACAUCUGGAAGACGUCAAGGACGAAAUGACAACAAGCGCGACAGUCGCAAACUGGUGCACCGUGGAUACGAGGACUGGAAGCGUAGCUGUAGUCUUGGAAGAAAACACGUGCUUCGAUGCAGAGAUGUAUGCGGACGAGCUGGAACUCGAUGACGGCGUGGAGUAUCGUGAGGAUCAGCGCAUCAAUCUUGGUAAAUGGGUCUUGCGCUACCUGUUCAACAAUCUGAUCGAAGAAGAAGUCCGUCGAGACGAAGCUUUCCGGGCUCAGUUGCUGAACAUUAAGGAGCAGCAACGACUGCAGCGUGACAAUGCGCCUACGAGUAUUGAGUUGCCUCAAGCGCCAGCGAAUGGCUGGCAUUCCGAUUCGAAUGGAGCACAGUCUGCAUCUACACCACGGCCUGGCACUAAUGGUGGCAAGGUUGCGGCCACGCCUGGCUUCAACAUUGGGCUCGCUACCCCGGGCACGGUCAACUCUCCUGUACAUGCGAAGCGAGCGUCUCAGCUCGCGACCACGACGGAGGAAGGCUCACCCCUCGAGCAUCGGUCAUCAUCACAAUCUCAGCGAACAUCUGGGGAGCGCAGCACGGAUUACUUCUCGACCAACAGGACUGCAACCGCAGACAUGGCCACGCCUGGUGGCGCGUCCCAGCCCGCAACUACUCCUGGGCCUGUUCCCGACCCGGCAACGCCUUCGGGCGAGGAGCCUCCGAAAGAAGGUGGUGCUACACCGGGCAAAGGUCUCUUCGGCAAGAAAUUCAGCAUGGGUAUGUCUUUCAGUGGUAUGAAGAAGAUUGGUCGUGUCCAGACGAACGACAAGGAUAAGCCCACGCCAGUGGAGGAGAAAGAAGAAGUGGAAAGCGACUCUCGAUCGAGCAAGACGAGCAAUUCUCGAUUGAUCGAGGACACGUUUCUCGGCACUGUUCAAAAGAUCCGCUUCGCCUACGAGGACUCUCUCCAACAACAGGUGCAUGCUCAACAGGCCCACGAGAACGGACUUCCGGUGACCCGCAGCUCCAUCGACCUGCCUUCUGCCAUCAAGCCCAGCGACAUCUUGGAGACUCCUCUGCUUCGCCCUCCGGCUAACACGACGAUCUUGAUUCAAGAAGACCGACCUGAAGCCGGCGGCGUCACCGAUCUCUUUGAAUGCAAGGUCGGAAAUCUCGCAUCGCACAUUGACAGCAUUGAGAAAGCCGCUCCGACGUGGCUCGGUGAUGUCUUGCUCCGCAACCAGAUUCCGAUCAAAGACGUGGUCAAGAUAUCGUUCAUACUGGAACCAUGGCAAGACCUCCUGCCGAGUAUCGCCUCAGACGGCAACAACCGACUCAACGCCAAUCGCAUGCUUCGCACGAAAAAGAUACUCGCGUACGUGGCGGAGAGAAUCGAGCCUGCUUCUGAGAGAGAGGCGACGGACUUGAAACCGGAAGACUACUUGGAGUUGUGGUGUCAGAACCAGAUCGUCCCCAUCACCAUGACCCUUGCCACGAUCCGCUCGCACCUGUGGCGUGGAGGCGGAGAUGUGGUGUUGUACUAUAAAGCGAAUGGGAAAAAGCCCAUCUUGCACGCACCGCAGGCCACUACGGCAGCGACCGCCUCCAACGCGAGUGAAGGCUCGGAGCACACUGCUACGGGUGUUGUGCCUCGAUAGUCGUCUGCUUGCUCAAGUAAGUGGAAUGGUGGCUGGUACUGUACAUUGAUAAUGUCUGUAGGUAAUGAAUGAAUCGGAACGGGGAUCUCGGAGCUGCUCAUCAUGGCUCAGCUGUGUGCUGGCACCUUUUAGAGCUACAUUAGCUUGGUUGAUUGAUAAGGGGGCUGGCUACACAAGUGGAUCCUCACUGCAUAUACAUAUAUAUAUAUAUGUACCUUAUGCAUACAUCCUC
Molecule: messenger RNA, 3645 nt
Organism: Sphaerulina musiva SO2202
Lineage: Eukaryota; Fungi; Ascomycota; Dothideomycetes; Mycosphaerellales; Mycosphaerellaceae
Product: WD40 repeat-like protein
Exons: 4
Coding region: 285-3413 (1042 amino acids)
Biological process (GO): double-strand break repair via homologous recombination; protein deubiquitination
Molecular function (GO): ubiquitin binding
Source: RefSeq, a predicted model, not a curated record